AUGGCGUCUAUCGCAGGCAGCCUCGCGCGGCAGCAAUUGCGUCAAUUUGUUGGCAGAAGCACCAUCAUAUCCACUCCUUCAUGCUCCUACUCGACUACAUCCAGUGCUUCUCGGAACACACCGUCAGCAUCACAUUCCACUGAAUCACGCCGUCUUCGCUCCGCCGCCGCAAUAGCCCACAGCCAAUUCAGCACUUGUACACAUGUACACAGCUCUUGGCCUGCCGGAGCUGUCGGAAGUGCCGAGUCGGACAAGCUGCCUCCUCCUGUCAAAGGCAAGGCCAAAACCGCCCCCUCAAUCCCUUCACCUUCUCGUAGCAAAACGAUUGCCGACAUUCAAGCGCUCAAGCACCAUCCAAGCGGCAGCAUUCCCAUUGUCUGCCUCACCGCCCACGACUUUCCCUCGGCUCUUUCGGUUCGAGCCGCCAACGUGGAUCUGUGCUUGAUCGGUGACUCGCUCGCCAAUGUGGCUCUGGGCUACACUUCAACGCAGCCGCUGUCGCUCGAUGCGAUGAUCCAUCACUGUCAAGCCGUCAAACGUGGGCUCGAUGCACCCCUCUUGGCAACAGCAAGCCUUCUUGACGGCAUAGAUCUACCGCAGCCUCCCCUCGUCAUCGCCGACGUGCCGUUCGGCGCCACCUUUGGCUCUCUCGACUCGGGCGUAGCUGCAGUUGUCAGAUUGAUCCAAGAAUCAGGUGUAGACGGCGUCAAGAUCGAAGGCUCCUACGAGACUAUCCCGCUCAUCCAGCGUCUCACCUCUCACGGAAUCCCCGUCAUGGGACACCUCGGCUUGCAACCGCAACGCGUCGGCUCCACCUCUGGCUAUCGCGUACAGGGCAAGACGGCUGCGCAAGCCAAGGAGAUGCUUGACGCUGCUCUGGCUCUCGAACAAGCCGGAUGCUUCUCCAUCGUUCUCGAAUGCAUCCCUACUCGCGUGGGCGAGCACAUCAGUCGAAAACUCUCGAUUCCCACCAUUGGUAUCGGAGCCGGCAGCAAGACCGACGGACAGAUCUUGGUUAUGAACGAUAUGAUUGGCGAUUUGACCGGCGCGGGUCACGUGCUGGCACAGCUCUCGGUCCGCACCGACGCCGAUCAAGCUCGAGCCGCUGCCUCAGCGCCGUUGCCGACGAGCAGCGAUUUGAUGCCACCGGCGCCCAAAUUUGUGAGAAACUUCAGCCUGGCCAUGGGCACCUCGAUUGGCGCCUUGAGGAUCGCAGCUGUCCAGGCGUAUACCCAGGCGGUGAGGACGAGGGAGUUCCCGGACGACGACAAGGAGGGCUACAAGAUCAAGACGGACGAAUGGAUCGCGUUUCUGCAGCUCGUUUCUGAGUCCGGUACAAAGUGA
Mycosarcoma maydis (corn smut) is the source of this 1344-nucleotide messenger RNA. Its product is annotated as 3-methyl-2-oxobutanoate hydroxymethyltransferase. The transcript has a single exon. NCBI's taxonomy places the organism in Eukaryota, Fungi, Basidiomycota, Ustilaginomycetes, Ustilaginales. Gene Ontology annotation, biological process: pantothenate biosynthetic process. Bases 1 to 1344 code for a protein of 447 amino acids. Gene Ontology annotation, molecular function: magnesium ion binding; 3-methyl-2-oxobutanoate hydroxymethyltransferase activity. Gene Ontology annotation, cellular component: mitochondrion. The record is from RefSeq and is a predicted model, not a curated record.